ACGAUGACGAUGCGGCUGCACGUCCACCGCUAGACGGCUUUUUGCUGGAUAUAUAUGUUAAGGACCAGGACAUCCCGGCUGGACAGAACCCAUCCCUUUUGCGCUGGACGACCCCCGGUUACUUGUUUCCUCCCCUCUGGCGGAAUUUUUGGAACAGUACUUUUGGAGCCUAUCUUCAUCACCCAUCCACCUAUCUAUCCUCUUGGAGCGCGCACGCGGCGAGUGCAUUGUCAUCUGCCCACACAGUGUAUCCGCUGUGUAUGCAGUGGCAUUCCCUCUCGUCGCGCGCGCUGUACUACUGUCCUCUCACCGUCCUCGCAAUGCUCAUCUAUCAUCCGUAAUCUACAGUCACUAAUUACAUGUUGCCCGUGUCUUGUGUGUGUUGUGCUCCUGAUAUUUACUUACCUCCCCCGUUGUACUUGAGCGCUUACCUCCUAGGAUUCCGUUACCUCCUCUGCUGCUUUAUCUGAUGACCAUGUAUGUAGCAAAUACGAAUAUUUAUGCGGCGCGUUGGCCUGCGUAACAUACUCAAAUGGCCGAUUGGGGAGGAUGAUAGCCGACGAGUAGAGAGCAGGAGGCGUUCGGUGGUGGCGCGAGUGUGUUGGUGGUUGCUUGUACCAGUGGUGUACACUCACGUGAAUGGAUAAACAACCGUGGG
Molecule: messenger RNA, 658 nt
Organism: Schizophyllum commune H4-8
Lineage: Eukaryota; Fungi; Basidiomycota; Agaricomycetes; Agaricales; Schizophyllaceae
Exons: 1
Coding region: 55-423 (122 amino acids)
Source: RefSeq, a predicted model, not a curated record